Molecule: messenger RNA, 1083 nt
Organism: Telopea speciosissima
Lineage: Eukaryota; Viridiplantae; Streptophyta; Magnoliopsida; Proteales; Proteaceae
Product: proline-rich receptor-like protein kinase PERK2
Exons: 2
Coding region: 1-1083 (360 amino acids)
Cellular component (GO): plasma membrane
Molecular function (GO): electron transfer activity
Source: RefSeq, a predicted model, not a curated record
AUGGGUAGGCAGGUUGAUUGGGCGGUCACAGUUGUUGUGGUUAUAGCUUCUCUUAAUCUGCAGUACGCCAUCAGCCAAAUACCUCCAUCACUACCUUCUUCUUCUCCGGUCAAUGCUGCUAUUCCUCCUCCUCCAUCACUACCUUCCACUACCCCCGUCACCGCUGCGAUUCCUCCUCCUCCAUCACUACCAUCGACUGCUCCUGUAACCGCUUCUAUUCCUCCUCCUCCAUCAGUACCUUUCAGUACUCCCGUCACCACUGCUAUUCCUCCUCCUCCAUCAAUACCUUCGACUCCCGUCAACGCUGCUAUCCCUCCUCCUCCAUCAAUACCUUCGACUCCUCCCGUCAGCGCUGCUAUCCCUCCUCCUCCAUCACUACCUUCCACUCCUCCGGUCAGCACUACUGCUCCUCCAGUCCCUUCUACUCCUCCUCUCAACUCCGCCGCCCCUCCCCUACCUGCUACUCCUCCUGUCUCCCUGACUGCCCCACCACUAGCUCCCGCUCCUCCGGUUAACCUCUCUGUCCCGCCUCUAGCUGCAGUUCCUCCGGUUAGCCUCUCUGUCCCGCCACUACCUUCAGUACCUUCUAUCAGCCCAAGUGUCCCACCAGUUACUAGCAACCGUUCCCAAUCCCCUGUGACCUACACCGUCGGAGACACCUUGGGAUGGACCGUCCCUCCUGGUGGCGCCGCUGCCUACACCGCUUGGGCUGCUGGAAAGACCUUUUUCGUCGGAGACACUCUUUUGUUCAACUUCACCACAGGGAACCACGAUGUGGCGAUUGUAACAACAUCAGGAUUCGAUUCUUGCAGCAACAGUAGUAUCAUCGGGUCUCUUAUAACGACCGGCCCAGCAAAAGUGGUUUUAGAUACGGAAGGAGAGAAAUACUACAUCUGCACCUUCACAAGGCACUGCCAGUUGGGUCAAAAGCUUUCGAUUAACGUCACCGGCACCGCUUCGCCGCCCAGCGCCCCAACCCCAUCCUCACCAUCUCCGCCCAACUCUGCACACAACUCUAGAAUUGGAAUCACCGGCUUCUCUAUUACCUUAUUGACCACAACCAUCUUAGCUUUUAUUCUUUAG